This is a messenger RNA of Symbiodinium natans, 999 nucleotides long. The record is from the annotation of a GenBank genome assembly. NCBI's taxonomy places the organism in Eukaryota, Dinophyceae, Suessiales, Symbiodiniaceae.
AUGGGCAUUAGAAGCAGAAGGUUAGAUGCUGAAGCGCUCGCAAGCCUCUUGAAGGUGGAGGACUUCUUGGCCCUGGGGGAGCUCAUCUGCCACGAGGACGCGCGCGAAGCGCGGCGCCUGCGUUGCAUUGACGUUGCGGACGAGGCCGCGCGCAUGUGUCAGGAGGAAGGGGUGGCUUUCCUCAGCCACCAGUGGGCCAGCUUCGAGCAUCCAGAUCCGGAUGGCGUGCAAUACAGGGCCAUGGUCAAGGCCGUCGAGGAAGUUCUGGAACGGGGCAUCAAAUGCAGCUGGAUUUGGGUGGACUACUGCUCCAUCCCUCAGCGAAACACAUUCCAGCAGCAGACGGCUAUAAACUCCCUGUCAGUCUACGCAUCUUAUUGCUCGGUGUUCCUCUCCGUGGUUCCUCCGUGCAUCCACUCAGACACAGGGCAUGACAUUGACAUCAACUCCUACUGCUCGCGCGCGUGGUGUCGUCUGGAGAAGCUGAGCUACGGAACCGCCGGAUGGAACGCGGAUGGGCGCCUAGCCUUCAUGUGCACGCAGGAGGGCAUUACCAACGAUUGGAAGGCCAUCUUCGAUGACGAGUCGGUGCUCGAUGUGGCAGGGGGUGCCUUCAGCUGCUGCGCACGAAACCAUCCAGAUGGCAAGCCUUGUGACAAGCAGAAAAUUGUCGGCGUCCUUCUCGGCAUCUACUGGCGCCUUUUGGCCACAGUUCGCGAUGCCCCGGAGAACGCAGAUAGGGCCACGGCGUUGCUCAAGCUGAUUGAUCAGGAUGAGAAGCGGUACUUCCCUCCCUAUACAUCCUACAUCUCCGAAACCGGCUCUACGCGGAUUGAGCUCUUCGAUGGGUUCUUGCCAGUCCUGCGAGACAUGUUCCUUCAGGACACCGAGGCCGACCACCACCAGAGGGUGGUGGUCCCAGGUGUCGGGGACCCACAGCUCGAUGACUUCCUCCCUCAAGCGCGCGCCCGGGUGAAGGUGAACAUGACGAGCCUCUAA